Molecule: messenger RNA, 8309 nt
Organism: Falco peregrinus (peregrine falcon)
Lineage: Eukaryota; Metazoa; Chordata; Aves; Falconiformes; Falconidae
Gene: GAK
Product: cyclin G associated kinase
Exons: 28
Coding region: 170-4135 (1321 amino acids)
Biological process (GO): protein phosphorylation; positive regulation of Notch signaling pathway; regulation of clathrin-dependent endocytosis
Cellular component (GO): cytoplasm
Molecular function (GO): ATP binding; AP-2 adaptor complex binding; protein serine/threonine kinase activity
Source: RefSeq, a predicted model, not a curated record
GAGGCAAUGGCGGCUGAGGCGGUGGCGGCCUACGGCCGUUGCAGUCAGUAGCUUGGCGGAGCCGCCGCGCCCCGUUAGCCCGCCUCGCCUCCCCGCCCCGCCUCACCUCACCGACCCCCCUGGCCCCUCCGCCUCCUCGGCAGCCAGCCGGACAGCGCCUGCCUGGGCCAUGUCGCUCUUCCAGUCCGCCCUGGACUUCCUAGCGGGCCCCGGCUCCCUGGGGGCCGCCAGCCGCGACCAGAACGAUUUCGUGGGGCAGACGGUGGAGAUGGGCGACAUGAAGCUGCGCAUCAAGCGGGUCAUCGCAGAAGGUGGUUUUGCUUUUGUCUAUGAAGCUCAAGACCUUGGAAGUGGCAAAGAUUAUGCUUUAAAGCGGUUGUUGUCCAAUGAAGAAGAAAAGAACAAAGCCAUCAUUCAGGAAGUUUGUUUUAUGAAAAAACUUUCCGGUCACCCCAACAUUGUCCAGUUCUGUUCUGCUGCAUCUAUUGGAAAAGAAGAAUCUGAUACAGGACAGGGAGAGUUUCUUCUGCUUACAGAGCUGUGUAAAGGACAGCUGGUGGAAUUCUUAAAGAAAGUAGAGUCCAAAGGAGCUAUUUCCUGUGACACAGUUUUGAAGAUCUUCUAUCAGACCUGCAGAGCAGUGCAGCAUAUGCAUAAACAGAAGCCUCCUAUUAUCCAUAGAGAUUUAAAGGUGGAAAACUUGCUUAUUAGUAACCAAGGAACAAUUAAACUUUGUGACUUCGGUAGUGCUACAACUAUAGCUUACUAUCCUGACUACAACUGGUCUGCACAAAAGAGAGCACUGGUUGAAGAAGAGAUCACAAGGAAUACAACGCCGAUGUACAGGACACCAGAAAUGAUAGACUUGUAUUCAAAUUUUCCAAUUGGUGAAAAACAGGACAUUUGGGCUCUGGGCUGUAUCCUGUACUUGCUGUGCUUUAGGCAACAUCCAUUCGAAGAUGGAGCGAAGCUUCGCAUAGUAAAUGGGAAAUAUGUCUUCCCACAAAAUGACACCCGCUAUUCUGUGUUUCAUGAUCUCAUUCGAUCCACUUUAAAGGUGAACCCAGAGGAGAGACUGUCAAUCACUGAACUUGUGAAUCAACUGCAGGAGAUUGCAGCAGCUAGGAAUGUGAAUCCUAAAUCCCCCAUCACAGAGCUCCUGGAACAGAAUGGAGGCUAUGGAAACAAUGCUCAGCCUCGGACAUCAGUGACCUCCAUUUCACAGAGCUCCAAGCCUGCAGGACAGCUCAACAAUAUGUACAAUGCAGGCCUGACCGUUGCGGAAUGUGACCAGACUUAUGGAGGGUUCUUUGAUAUUCUGAGGGGUGGAACAGAGCGAUUUUUCACUAAUAUUAAGGAUACAUCUUCUAAAGUUAUCCAGUCUGUGGCCAAUUAUGCAAAAGGAGACUUGGACAUAUCAUACAUCACUUCCAGAAUUGCUGUGAUGUCCUUUCCAGCUGAAGGUGUAGAAUCUGCCAUCAAAAAUAACAUAGAAGAUGUGCGGUUAUAUCUGGACUCUAAACAUCCUGGCCACUAUGCUGUGUACAAUCUCUCUCCGAGAACAUACAGGCCUUCAAGAUUCCAUAAUAGGGUUUCUGAAUGUGGCUGGCCAGCAAGACGAGCGCCAAAUCUUCAGAAUCUUUAUAGCAUAUGCAAGAAUAUGCAUUUGUGGCUGAAACAGGACCAGAAAAAUGUUUGCAUUGUGCACUGCCUUGAUGGGAGAGCUGCAUCUGCUGUUGUAGUUUGUUCUUUUUUGUGUUUCUGCCGUCUCUUCACUACUGCUGAAGCUGCAGUUUAUAUGUUCAGUAUGAAACGCUGUCCUCCUGGCAUUUGGCCCUCUCAUAAGAGAUACAUCGAAUAUAUGUGUGACAUGAUGGCUGAAGAACCCAUUAUUCCUCACAGCAAGCCCAUCCUUGUGAGAUCAAUAGUCAUGACUCCAGUUCCUCUUUUCAGUAAGCAGCGUAAUGGCUGCAGGCCUUUCUGUGAAGUUUAUGUGGGAGAUGAGAGAGUAACCACUACCUCCCAGGAAUAUGACAAAAUGAGAGAGUUUAAAAUUGAAGAUGGGAAAGCAGUAAUUCCGCUAGGUAUAACAGUCCAGGGCGAUGUUCUCAUUGUGAUCUAUCAUGCCAGGUCAACACUAGGAGGCCGACUACAAGCUAAGAUGGCUUCAAUGAAGAUGUUUCAGAUACAGUUCCACACAGGUUUUGUGCCCCGAAAUGCUACCACAGUGAAAUUUGCCAAGUAUGAUCUGGAUGCCUGUGACAUACAAGAAAAAUAUCCUGAUUUAUUUCAAGUCAAUCUGGAAGUAGAGGUGGAGCCCAGAGGCAGACCUAGCUGUGAACAGCCACCAUGGGAUAACAUGAAUAUAAAGGGACUGAAUCCCAAGAUCCUCUUCUCCACCCGAGAGGAGCAACAAGAGAUUUUAUCAAAAUUUGGGAAACCAGAGCUGCCUAGACAACCAGGUUCAACUGCACAAUAUGAAGCAGAAGCAUCCCAGCUGGAGCAGUCUUCAGAAAGUGCACCUACUGAUACAGAAUCCCCACACAGCAGUAGUACUGAUGCAAAUAACUUCUUUCAUUCUCUGGACUGGAAAGAAGGAAAAAGUCCAGAAAGUGGAGUAGAGGACAGUUCAUCUAAAAAUGAUCGUGUUCAACUAUCUGAUGAUAGGGAGGAGAGUGAUCCUUCAGAUGAGGAAUUCCCUACAUUUCCAGGUGAAGAAAGUGCAGUCGCUGAUAAUGAAAAAGACUGUGUUACUCCAGAAGGCGAGUUGCUUUUUGAAGCAAAUUUUGAAGCUCCAUCUGCACCAUUACAAAAAUCUCUUCCUGAAGAGAAUGUAGACUUACUUGGACUACAUUCCGACAUUUCACCAGAACAGAAACAACCUAUCUCAGAAGUAAACUCUUCAUCAAGUAAUGCAGACUUGCUGAACAAUCUGUUUGUGAAUAAUGCAUCACAGAUUUCAGAAGGGCCCACUGGAGAUCUCCUUGGACAAGGAACAGAUUUCUUUUUCAGCAGUCAGUGUCCAGCUGCUACUCAGGGUGUGUCUUCAGCAGCAACCAUGUCUUCAGCUGAUCCUUUCGACCCAUUCACAAUGUCAUCAACUUCAGAGAAUCAAGCCCUGUCUGGUCCAGACCUCUUUGGGGACUUCCUUAAUCCAAGCUCGGUAUCUACACCUAGUACAGUUCCUUCCACACACAGUUCGCUUCCGCCUUCUUCCAGCUCAGACUUCUUAAAUUUAGGGAAUUUGACACCAGAGCCACCUAAAAUAGCAUCUUCUGCAAGCCAUCCAGAUCUCUUAGGUGGAUGGGAUUCUUGGGCAGAUUCCUCGGCAACGAGUGAUGUAGCAUCACCACAGUUGAAGCCUCUUUUUGAAGGCCAAGGUUUUACCACAGGGAGCCAGUCCAGUGUGUCUUCAGGUCUGUCUUUCAGCCAGGCUAAGUCUCAGAACUUUGAUCCUUUUGCUGAUCUUGCCAAUCUUGGAUCUGGUCUUCCAGGUUCCUCCAGUGGUGGACUUUCAAGUAGUGGCUUUGGUCAGAAGACUGCUCCAUCUCAGAAGCUGGGAAAUCAGUGGCAGAAAUCGAUGAAACCACAAAGUACUUCAUGGCAGUCCCAGCCCAAAUCCAGCACAGCAGCUAAACCCAAUUACACAGUAAACUUCAGUGUCAUUGGGGGACGAGAAGAAAGAGGAGUCAGAACCCUAAGCUUUGGUCAAAAGCCAAAAGUUUCAGAAAAUGACUUUGAGGAUCUUUUAUCUAAUCAAGGGUUUUCAACUAAAUCUGAUAAAAAGGGACCAAAGACCAUUGCUGAGAUGAGAAAACAAGAAAUGUCCAAAGAUAUGGAUCCCUUGAAACUCAAGAUUCUUGAAUGGAUUGAAGGAAAGGAGAGAAAUAUCAGAGCAUUAAUAUCCACUCUUCAUACAGUGCUUUGGGAAGGGGAAAAUAAGUGGAAACCAGUCAGCAUGGCAGAUCUAGUAACUCCUGAACAAGUAAAGAAGUACUACAGGAAAGCAGUGCUUGUAGUACAUCCAGACAAGGCCACAGGACAACCUUAUGAGCAGUAUGCCAAAAUGAUCUUCAUGGAAUUGAAUGAUGCAUGGUCAGAGUUUGAAAACCAGGGAUCAAAAUCCCUUUUUUAAAACUUAAUCUGUUCCAGAACUGCUUCCAAAAGCUGGAGCUGAGCAUUGUUGUGACUUUAUUGUGCCUAUGAUUUAUGAAGAGCUUUAUCAUGAUUUCAGCAGUUUCUAUUAAUUCAUUAGUGUGGUGAUGUAUUUUGGAAGAUGUAGAGUACAAAGCAUUACACAGAUGCAUUAAAAAAACCAGCUGCUUAGUACUUGAAGAAAUCAGUCUGGGAGUAAAGAUUUCCUUUCAGAUUUGUAUAUGGUAAAAUAGAUUUUUAAUGAAGCUCCAUGAUUUCUGGUAUACUAGUAUUAAUUAGAAAUCAUUCCAAUUUCAUCAGUCUUUGUUUUCCCUCUGCUUUCCUCAAUUUGUCUACUAUCUUUUAGUAGUUUUGUCAUUCAUUUUUUGUUUGCUGCCUGUCGCCUUACUGAGUUUUGGUUAUCAGCAGUGAAUUUGCUUGGCUUAUCUCAGAGCUGAAGGUGUAUAUUUUUAUCUGUAUUUUCUGUAAUCAAUCUGAUAAUCAUUCUGUAAAUAAUGUUUUCUGGCAAUACCUGUGUUUCUUAUAACAAAGUAACAGGUGUUUAGCCAAAAAGACCCCAAAUGUGGGACAGUAAGCCAGGGUUGUUCUUGAUCUUUAGUCUUCUUACAUACCAUGAAUCUGGAAACAAAUCCUGACUAAAUUUAAGGUCUGCAUGUUCCUGCUGUUUUGUUAUUUAUUGUGAACCUUUGGAAGGCAGUACUCUGAUGAGAACUUACUUUCCUAGCUCUUAAAAUGGUGUCUCUUGCUUCUGAUUUCAGUGGAACGUUCCUUCCAUUGGACUUUCGGCUACUAAGAUAGAAAUAAUGUUACUCUGAAACUUGAAGUGUAAGCACAAAACAUUUUACUCUGCUUUGAUUUGUCUGAGUAAUACUCCAUUACUCACUACCAUCUGGGGAGCAUUUGAAGUGCUUUAACACAUUUUGCUGCAUGUCUGAACUUACGUAUUUUUGAGAUAUGCAUGACAUCAGUGUACAUGAAAAUACGGAGUGUAUUGGUAGACUGUUGCAUAUCUGCUCACCUACCUUCCGUGCAAGAAGAGUAGACACAAACUUCAUAACAAAACUUGCCAUGUUUUCUCAUCCCUGUCCAGAAGGCGGUUUUUCACUAGUGCUGGGGUGAAUGAAUGCAAAUGACCAAUGACUGUUAUACUCUGUGUAAUAACAAAAUGCAAUUUAUGUAUCUAGUUGAAAAUGUAGAAAAUUAAGUGUUGUGGUAUUAAAGCUUUGGCAGCAGUCUCUUGAAGAAAGUACAGUUGGGCAUUUAAGGGGAUAUUUUUAUCAUCUCACUGUUUUAUACAUUUUGCAUGCUGAACUGAGAGUGAAGCUGUACAGUUAUCAGAGGUACCUGUUCAGCUGAACAACAUCUGAAGAGAAAACGUGAGAUUUUUUUUUAAUGCCAACUGGACAGUUCUGGAUGAGGCUUUCCACUGCCAUGCACUGAUGAACAUAGUGAACUGAAGAUUUGUUUUCUGUAGAAGAUAAAGCAGCAUGAGGACCAAUAAAGAUGUUUCAUAAGGCUUAUAUUAUUAUUUUUUUUUUUUAGUUACAGCAGUCUGGGGGGAGGGAAGCUAAGGUAAAUCCUCUAGAAACAUAUGUUGGGUCUUAAUGUUCCUUCUAAAGGCGAGGGUCAUUUGGAAGAAAAAUCCAGAAGUUCCAAGAAGUGGUAAAAAACCCCCAAAACAACCAACUGGGAAUGAGGGCUUUUCAGCCUUUCUCAUGCUCUGUACUUCAUUGUUAGUUGGUUGUCUGCUGUACCGGCUAGGACUGCACUCAAACUAUUACAUACCCAUUUCACUGUAGCUAUAUUCUUAAUGUCCACAAGCUGAAAAGCUUUUAGAACAGGCUACAGAAAAAAAUGAUUAAGCUGAGACUUGAUUAGAUACUGUGAAUUGUCUGUGGGCUUAAAAUGUAUAUUUUCCAUUCAUGCUUAUAUUAUUAUUCAUUGCACAGUUAGAUUUUGAAAUGUUGAAGUGAAAUUGUGCCCUGAAAGCUAGACUUUAUAUCUGCUUCUGCUGCCUGCAAAGCUUGAGGUUGAGGUGACUGAAUGUUGCCAAUAGGUUAAUGUGUCUACCAGACUUCACAUGUGGCACUUGAAGUUCUGUUGUGAUCUCCUUUACUCUUGUAGCAAAUCACAGUGCCUUUUGGCCCAUGUUUCUAAGUUCUUUUGUCUGUUAAUGACAACUGACUCAUACCAUGCCGCCUUUGUAGCCUACCGGGAUCCAGUUUUUCAAAGCCAGUAGCUUGACACGGUUAUUGCAGGAGCACAGAAAAACAAUGCAGCAUAAAUUAAGGAAAGAGUAGAGAAGAACAUCCCGAUUCUAAUCUGCAUCUCAGAUUUUUUUCUAAAGUUGACCUAUUCCUACCUUCCUCUGCUAAAAAGUCGUCUAGACUGGUAGAAGGAACCUAGAAAGGUUUGUAGCCUGCUUUUCCAGGCCUUUUAGAAGUGCUACUGGUAAGCUAUAGGCAAGCGGCAGUACCAAGUGCUAGGCUUUUCUGCAGAAGUUGCUAUAAAGCAGGGCUUAUAAAAUGAUAGGGCAGGUUUCCACUAGUUAUUUCUGAAUUAAGUUGUUUAUGUUACAUUGCUGUUAGAUCUGGAGGCCACCUUAAAAUGGAGAUCUGUGAAGAAGAAUCUGUGUUAGGAGUGCACGUGACUAGAACCUGCCGCAUGUGGAAGAGUGGUGUGUUUUGACCAUGUUGGAGGAAAUCGCUUGGUGUCUUUAACCUUGGGCAUGCCUCUGAUGUUUCCUGAUGCUGUCAAAUUUCCUUGAACUUCACAACAGGGAAGAGAAAGAAAAUGAGCAUACAUUCAUAUUAGAUCACAGGGUUAUACUCCGUAUUGUUAGUGGGUAGUGAUUGCCAAACGUCAAACCUGGGAGGAAAACUUCCUCUGCUUUGUCGUUUGGGUAAAGUUCAGGUAGUUUGCUAAUCAGUGGUAACUUCAUUCAGCGAGUACAGAAUGGAAAACCUACAACAGUACUGAAGUGCAUUUCCUUCAAAUAGAGGCUAAGCCCUUGGCAUUCCACCUGUGAGGGUAACUAGUGUUCAUGAAAAAUGGCUUGUUUACCUCCACUUUCUUGCUAAUUCUAGAAAGUUCCUCCAAUGUUGUCUUGCCAAGCACAGAGUAACAGUUCCUUCCUGAACGCAGGCUAAGCCCCAAAGCUGCAUGCCCAGGACUGAGAUGGCCAGGUUGCAUGCACCGUUCCACGUCUCAGGGCCAGGCUGCAGUUUCCACAGCAGCAGCAGUAUGUUUGCGUAGUGAUUGGCCAUUGCGUUUUCUGUUGCUCACAGGAAUAUUUCGGGGUAGCAUAAAUGGGGAAACCUUGUUGCUCCUUAGCUGUGACCUUUAACUGUAUAACAAUUGCAAUGUAACAAAUGCUUUGUAAAUAAGUUCAGAUUAGUCUUGUACAGAUGCCUGUGCUUUGUGAGUUGGUUGACAUUUUCUGUCAAGGAUUUGCGGGUGAUUGACCUGCGAAAGCUGUAUAAGGAAUGUAUCAUUUAUUGCCCCUUGAGUCUGUCCCUGGUGCAGAAUGCCCAGUGACAAGGAGCAAAGGGUGUGACUCAGCUGAGCUGUGGUUCUGAUCUCGAUGAAUCUUGCAGUGCUCACUUGCUCUCUGUUUGGGUGAGUUUAUUGUAGGCUGCAGUUCGGACUGCAUUAAGCUUCUAACAUACGCUCCAAAAAUAAGAAUUCAGUCAUUUUUAUAAAGGAUACACGUUGUCACAGGAACUUUUUAUUACCAAAAGAGGAUUAAGAGGCAUUGUGAGAACUCCCAAAACUCUUCAGUGGAAUGUACUGUAUAUUUGCAAUGUAGACUUCUAGAAGCGAUUGUCAUCUCUGAUAAGGACUUAGUUGUUCUGAGGUCCUUAUUGUAUUUACCUGUAGUUGUGAUUGUACUUUCUAUACCUGUGAUUUUUCUAGUUUGGGGAUGUGGAAGGACAGAACAGAUAUUCAUUCUUUGCAAUCUUUCAGGAAAUGCAAUGUACUGAGUAAUUUUGCUAAUAGUGAAAAUUAUACCUGUAUGUAUAUAAUGGUAAUAUUGUCAAAUUAAGCCUUGUUUCAAAGUAGGUUUGAUGUUUAGCACAAUGUCCUUGCACAGAAUAUUUUGCUUUGAAAUGUAUUACAACUUAACCAGUGAUCAAUUAAAACAAACAAAAUGA